Messenger RNA from Acipenser ruthenus (sterlet), 4879 nucleotides. RefSeq names its product coiled-coil-helix-coiled-coil-helix domain containing 7 (gene chchd7). The record is from RefSeq and is a predicted model, not a curated record. Lineage: Eukaryota; Metazoa; Chordata; Actinopteri; Acipenseriformes; Acipenseridae. Bases 264 to 521 code for a protein of 85 amino acids. The transcript has 4 exons.
AAGAAGGAAAGUAUAAAGGAGAGUAUUAAAUUAUAUAAAUGUUGUUAACUAAAGAAAAUAAUGGAAACAAAGUGUCUGUAUGCGAAACGUAUAACCAGUGUUAUGAUCAUGCUAGUGAAGGGGCCUUCGUUAAACUUACCCAACACAGAUCACCUGCACAAUUGAAUUCAGUGUCUUCAGCGACUGCUUUGCAAAUAUAUAACAGUUCGUGCCAGUAAUCGCUUUACACCUGCACUGAUGGCUUUACUUUGAAGAUACCAAGGAUGUCUAAGAAUGUACGGAAACUGACAGACCUGGACAUUAAUCCUUGUUUAGAGGAAACCGAUGAUUCCAGGAAAUGUUUAGAUGCAAAUAACUACAAAAAGGACAUGUGCUCUUCUUAUUUCAUAAGAUACAAAAACUGCAGAAAGUUCUGGCACAACAUAAUGACGCAGAGGAGGAGGGAUGGGGUAAAGCCUAACAUGCCAAAUGCAGACGAGAGGCAGCAAAUAUUGCAAGCUAUUGGUGGGAAACCAUAUUGAUCACUGUGUUGUUUUUUUGUUUGUUUGGUAAGGUAAUGGUUGUAUUCCAAACUGAACUAUGUGAUGGUAUGCAGUGUGUAAAACAAAGUCCAUUAUCUAUUUAUAUGGGAUAGUUUUCAGUGCAGUUUAAUGUGCAUCGGAGUGUUGAUACAAAAAAAUAUUUUUGUAAACUUCAGUGUUUUCCAUAUGAAAUAUCAUGGUGUGCUACUUCUUGUUUGAUGGAUGCAAAAAAAAGAAAAAAACAUGCCUCUCUACCUUUUUGUUUGUUUGUUUUUUAAAAUCAUAAUAUAUUUAACAAAUAUCUAUAUAUAAUUCAAUGUGAUGUACAUUACAUUAAAAAAUAUCUGUGUGUCAUAUUCAGUGUCCUAACGUGUUGGUUCUCACACAUCCUUCGAAAAAUAUGAGGCUCUAAAAAGUGUUUAAUGCGGACUUGAUCAGAAUGAGUCAUCGAUGUUUAUGUAAACAAAUAUUGAUACACACUCAAUGUGUGUGUAAAACUUGUUGAGAUUUUAUGUCCAAGAAGGUUAGCUACUGUAAGUAAAAUGUUAGUUGAAAUGUGAAAGUUGUUCCCUCUUCUGUAUUGGGAAACAGCUUGGCAGUGUAUGACAUUGUCAGGGAAGUCAACUGAGAGUGAAUGGGUGCUGGAGACUACUGUACUUGGUGUAAAUAUAAAUCAGUAUUACAGUGUUGAAUAGCUAAGAAAUAGAUCACUAUUUCUCAUUUAGCAAGACAAAGUAAACAAAUUCCCCUGAGACCUUACUGAUUCAUUCCUUCUUUGAGGCUAUCAAUCUUUGAUAUUACUUUGAUAAUUUUGUAUUCAGAGGUUUCAUUGAAGUCUGGGGAAAGUGUACUAGGUUCCUGGGUAUCCAUGAAACCAUCCUGUUUUAUGAAUGUGGCAUUUAAACAUAUAAGUAGCGGAUGUGCUUCAAUCUUUUUUCACAUGCUUGUUUGCUUAGACUUUAGAUUAAGAAAUUAAAAGGGCUGAUGUUUUUAAAUAGUGCCCCUUUUAAAAAUUAUUUUAGAUCUUUGUUUGAAAAUCAACAUUAACAGCAUUAUCAUUCUGCUCUUUUUUUAAUGUUUUCUCCUGUAAAAUAAAUAUUGUAUUUAACAACACUAGAGGGUGCCAACAGGCUUUACAAAAUAUAAUGUGCCUUACAGACACGCCAGGUAACAUUAACAGUUUACAGUAAUAAACAUUUUAUUUUGUUGUUAAAUUAUACAGUAUAUAUAUAUAUACCCACAAAACUUUAAGCACUUUCAUACACUUGCAACUCCGCUUUGGAGCAUUAAACUAAAUUUUCUCUGUUCUUAACUACAACUGGACAGCUAAGCCAUUUACUAAUAAAACAUACUUUUUUAAACUCACACAGGUUCACAGUACCUUUCUCCUUAAUUUUUAAUUUUGAGAGGAACAGUAGUUCCUCGCACCAAGUUAUCAGCGAGAACUGCCAGACUGUUAGGGCAAUAUGUCAAUCUUUUUCCUCCUAUGAUGAGGUUUUAACCAAUCGCAGGCCACGAUUUCCAAUCACUGAUUCAUAUAUAUAUAUAUAUAUAUAUAUAAACUUCCCACAAAAAUAUUUGAAGGAAAUAGAUUUGUCUCUGGGGUCCUGCCCAUUAUUGAUUUUGGUUUAUAGAGAUGAAUCUUGUGGACAAACAAUCUUCAAUCAGUUCUCCGUCAUGUUAAUUAAAUAACUGACAAAUGCCCACAGACUGCCCAGAAAGUGGUAAAACAGUAGGUUUAAAAUAAUGUACAAAUGUUUGUAAGAACUAUGAGAUUAUGCAAAUAAAUAAUACAUUUUUAAAAAGGCCCACCAUGUACACUAGGGGUGGAAGUAGAGAAUUCAGUAAAACAGCAGCUUCUGUGGCUUCGUGGUUACCCUUAAAAGGUACAGAAAGUAGGUGUUACAAAAUUAAAUAUUUUUAUUAUCCACAUUUCCAAUUCUUAUAUUGCUUCAAUUUUUCAUAAUAUACUUGAAAGUUAUUCAGAGCUCACAAUAGUAUAUGGAUUCAAAAUGUUCUUAAGACCAUUAAAAUGCUUCCAGGUAAGGUAGUUACUCACAAGGGCUCUCUGAGUCAUCAGUGUGAGACACAUUUGAUUAUUAGUCUCACCUAUGCCCGUGCGUGGAUGAAGGUGAGACCAAUAAUCAAAUUAGUCUCCCUUUCUUACCUUUAGUCUAACAUUGAGAGAUAUCAUAUGUUCUGCCAUUUUAGAUUAAAGUAUCAUGUAUUCUCACCAGAAAAAAGUUACACAGCAGAUCAUUCUAACAAGUAUAAACGACUAGAUCUUAAUGUAGAUGUAAACAAACAACACACAGAAUAGAUCAUUUUAUUGUUAACUUUAGGUUCUCCUAACAGGAUCCACCAACCAGGCUCCUAUUAUUAUUUAUUUCUUAGCAGACGCCCUUAUCCAGGGCGACUUACAAUUGUUACAAGAUAUUGGGUUUUUACUGGAGCAAUCUAGGUAAAGUACCUUGCUCAAGGGUACAGCAGCAGUGUCCUCCACCUGGGAUUGAACCAACCACCCUCCGGUCAAGAGUCCAGAGCCCUAACCACUACUCCACAUGGCUCCUAGCAGGCAGUGUUACAGUAUAUAAUAUUGUACAGCUUUUUCAGACACUAUUGCUGUUGGGUUCAUAACUGAUCAGUGUUGAAAGGCUUAAUGCGUAAUUGGGAUACUAUAUCUUUGAAAAUCAACUUUUUAUACAGUUUAAUGAUUCUGCUCUGUUUUUUAUACUCGUGUAGUUUUUCUUCACUUUAAAAAACGCCAGGGGGUGCCAACGGGCUUUACAAAAUACAAUCAGCCGACAGUUUAUGAUUAUCAAUGUUGUAUUAUUAUUAUUAUUAUUAUUAUUAUGUAAAAUUAGAAUUAUUAAAAAUGUUUUCCACAAAAAUCUUUAAAGAAAAUUGAAAAUGACUUUCUUAUCUUAGUGGAUUUCAAUGUAACUUUAAAAUUGCUGCUUUUGUAUUAUUAUGUGAAUACUGUUGUUUAAAUGGUCUGACUGUAGCAGUUGUAUGUGUGACAUGCUAUACAAAUGUAUUGUAGUUUGUUAAUUUUUUUCUGCUAUGUACUGUACAGCGCUUUGCGAUACUUUUGUAUAAAAAGCGCUAUAAUAUAAUAUAAUAUAAUAUAAUAUAAUAUAAUAUAAUAUAAUAUAAUACUAACCACAGGAUCACGGUAGUUUGUUGCAAUUUACCACAUGUGCUUCACAGACAUAAACUAGAAUGAACUGUCCAAUCCUCAAUAACUGGGUCUUGUUUCAUUUUAUUUUGUAACAUGUCAAUUUUUUUGUAAUAUGAUAUCACACCUAUAUAAGACUGACCCUUUUUGGGUAGCUCUACAUUGGCCAUGUCACAAGAAUCAGUAGUUUUCCUAACACUUUCAAUUACAAUGUACACAGUUAGUAAAUGUACUAGGAGUCCCUUUUACACAGUGUUGUCUGAAAUGAUAGCACACAUAGCAACGCAAUGUGGCACUGGUCUUGGCAGCCAGUUGCAGAAAUAAUUGUGGGGUUAAAAUGAAUAGCACAAUUCCCACACAGUCUUUGGUAGAUAAGGAUUCUUUUUGGGGUACCACUGCACUUGUAAAACAAUAGUUGAUAAUGUAUUUGUUGGUUGGUGGUACGGUACAUCAGACAACCAGAAAAAUCUAGUCCCUGUUUGUGCAUAUUCAUAUUUAUUAUCAUUGGAAAGUUUGAAUUGCUGGCUAAGUGAUUUCUGCCUUAGUGAAGCAUCAAAUGCAUGUACAAAAGAAUUACACACCUACUCACCUGUCAUGUAUGCUUUGAACCAGUGAGUAAUUUGAACUGUCAAGUUUCAUUUCUAUAAUAUUCAUUUUAAUGCAUGUAGUAUUAGGCAUUUGACUUUGGAUUAGAAAAGCAGCUGUCACGAGUGGGAGUUGAGGCAUCAGAUUCAAUAUGCAUCAGAGAAAAAAUAAUGCAAAACAUUGGGGUGAAAACGGCCUCUUUUUCAACAAAGAAGGAUGGAAAUGUCAGUGUGAAUGCAGUGUGUACAAGAGAUUCCUAUUCAUCAGGAUAAAACUUAACAUGUCACUGUCUAACCCAGAACAUGUUGAACCCAGAACAUUUUAUGUUACUUGCAUUUUUUUUGUUUUAGUUCAACUGUUUUUAAAUAUAGUCACAUGUUAGUGGUUUAAUGAAGUCACCUCAGUUGGAGAAUAAUCCCUUUAAUGAUAAAUUGUGAAAAUCUUUUAGAUAUACUGUAUUUUUAGUUUGAGGGUUAACUCUAAUGUAUACAUUACUGAACACACUUGUCCCUUUAGACUCCGAACAUUUUUUGUUUCAUUGUUGUUUUUGUAUUACAGUCUGUGUAUAAUAAAGUCUGUUAUCUGCAAAAGACAA